This is a messenger RNA of Centruroides sculpturatus (bark scorpion), 5247 nucleotides long. RefSeq lists its product as uncharacterized. Gene Ontology annotation, molecular function: RNA binding. Lineage: Eukaryota; Metazoa; Arthropoda; Arachnida; Scorpiones; Buthidae. Bases 115 to 4785 code for a protein of 1556 amino acids. The record is from RefSeq and is a predicted model, not a curated record. The transcript has a single exon.
UUUGGAACAGGAGUGUUGGGUGAAGUAUGUAGUGUCAGUUUUAUAUAUUUUGAUUAUUGAGUGCGUUUGUUUUGGUUUAUUUUCUGUGAACGUUCCUGUGUAUUAUUGUUUAACAUGGAGCUAAACGAUUGGAAUCCGAUGGAAGAAGAUUAUAAUUCUCUUUCUUUUAAUUCGUAUGACAGAGGAAGAGGUCAGGGGAUACCGAUUGAUCGUCAUCCAUCGUGGAAAAAUUCAGGACAUUCUCGGACUAUUACUCUCUAUGUGGGUAAAAUACCUAUACAACUUAAUAAAAAAGGCUUACAACUCCUGUUUUCGAAAUAUGGAAAAGUACUACGCUCUUAUCUUUGUUAUCCAAAACAUUCAGAAACAAAUACUAUUUAUGGAUUUGUGGACUAUGCUACGCUGAAGGAAGCGGAAAUGGCUAUAAGAGAAUUAGAUGGCAAACCGCCUCUUAAUCUUCGAGUAUCGUUUUACAAGUCUUUUAAAGAAAGGCAGGAACAACAACUUAUUAAAGAAAAAGAAAUGAAUGAUUAUUUAGAAAAAUCUUUGUCAAUAAACAGUAAUCUUAUGAGGAGUGGUGAUGACGUAGCCGUCGUGAACGAAGACUUGAAAGUUAAAGGUGUCGGAUGUGGAAAAAUUUUCCUGAAAAAUACUACGGAUGGUAGUCUGCGAAAUCUUCCGGAUUUCAAAAUUACUAAAAAUAAAAAUAAUUCGGAAGUAGUCGUGCGCUAUGAAAAUCCAGAUAAUAUGAAAGAAAGUAACUCUGUUUCUCCCAAAGCAUCAAAUAAUAAAAAGUAUAAAAUGCAAGAAUUUCACAAUAAUAGAAAGACAGAAAAUAAUGACUUUAGAAGAGAAACAUGUGGAAAAGAUGGUAGAUUACUUCCAACUUCUUGUGGGCAAAGUAGAGGAUCUUUGACAUCAUCAGGAAGAGGCAUCAAAUUCUCAGUUUCGUCUACACAUAAUCAGUUGUUAUCGUCACUUGGACAAGAUAAUGGAUUUUUGCUUCCACUUGGACGAGGUAAAGGAUUUCAAACGCCACUCGGAAGAGGUCGCGGAUUUCCGGCUUUGUGUGGAGAUGAUAGAUUUUCAGUUCCGUUUGGACGAGGUAAAGGAUUUCAAACACCGGUUGGAGGAGGUAAUGGAUUUCCAGCUUCAUGUGAAGAAGGUGAUGGAUUUUCAGCAUUAUCUAAAACAGACAGUAAACAAGUUCAAACUCCACAUGAAAAAAAUAAUAAAUUAUCUGAAUGUUCAUCGUCUGUUAAUAAAGAAAAUAAGAUGUCCUUAGAAUGUAUUAAUCAUACAUCUAAUGUAUAUAAUCAAAGUUGUGAUAACAGUUGUCCUUAUCAGUCUCUUCAAUCAGCUAAUCAUAAUUCUUUAAAACAAGAAGAAUAUACUGUUAAUCAAGGAACAAAUGACAUCUGGAAGUUAGAAAGCAAUAAUAUAUCUAAAUAUCAUUCUACUAAAGAAAUAUCUCAUUAUCAAAAUAAUAUGAUGAGUUCUGCAGAGAUAAAAGCCUCUAGAAAUGGAAAUCAAAGUUGUAUUAAACAGGAGAAUCUUAAUUUAAAUUGUAAAUCAAAAAAUAAUAAUGAAGGUCAUUAUUUGAAACACAAAUCACUUCAUAAAGAUUCAUUUGAAAAAAAACUUCAUACUGAAAAAAUUACUGAUGAUAAUGUAACUAUACUGAAACAAAAGAGUGAAAAUAUUAAUCAAAGUAGUACUCAGACAUGUAAAAAUAUAGCUGAAAAUCAGAUUAAAAAUGAAAUUAUCAUAAGUGAAAAUAAUAAAAAGAUUGAAUUACAAGUGCAAAAUAAACAAGACAAAGGGAAUAGUAAGUUUUGUGGCAGUAGAAAGAAAAUAUCUUUACAAAAAAAUAAAGAAAACUGUAAUUGGGAUGAUAAUUACAGAUAUGAGCAAUAUGAAGAUAUUUCAAGACCACAAAAAAGUGAAAGUAAAAAAAUGGUAGCAGGUAGUUCUUUUGAAACAAAUGAAAUAAGAGAUAGUUUACAAAAAAGUGAUAUUGAGGAAAAUUUAACUAGUAAUAAAAAACUAGAUGAUUGUUUUAAUUUUCAGAAAAUGGAAGCUAUAAAAUCUGAAAAAAAAAUUCAAUUGGAAAAUAAAGAUUUCCAACGUGUUCCAUUAGGAUCAAUUAGAAGUUUAGAACCUGGAAUGGAACUGGAAGUUUAUGUUCUGUAUCGUCAAACUAAUACAGAUUUUUGGAUAAUGCCAAUGAUUCCUGCAGCAACUGAGACUGUAGAAAAGAUCAACAACAGGAACAAAGAGCCACAAAUCCUUGAAAAAUAUGAUUUUGAAAAAGAAGGGAGAAUUGUUUUUGCUCAGUUUUCUGAUGGUUCCUGGUAUCGAGCCUAUAUAACUGGAAAAAGUGAUAAUGGCUUUAAUGCUCGCUUCAUAGAUUAUGGCAAUGAAGAAACUGUAACGGAAAUUUCAUCUAUAUUUCCAGAAGAAGUUUUGUUGCCUUCCUAUUCGAUCCAUUGUUUAAUAGAAGAGAAAUUAUCACAUGAAAAUGAAUUACGGUUAAAAGAAUGCAUUGAAAGUGAAGUGUUUUCUGUUACAGUUAUAUCAUGUCAAGAAGAUAAAAUUCAUAUGAAAUAUAAACAUUCAGAAGACUUUUCUGUGACUCUUGUAGGAUAUCCAUGGUAUCAUAAUAUAAAAAUAGAUUAUUUAGAUCAAACAAUGAUAUCAUCAUUGGAAAAUUUAGGAAUACAUAAGGAAUUACAUAGAGAGGAAAUAUAUGAUUAUGAAAUAUAUGAUUAUAGUUCUAUAUCUUCAGUGAUAAAAACACUGCAAGUUGGAUGUGACAUCUAUUUGCUAAUAACAAUGUGUGGUGGUGAUAUGUUUUCAGCAAUGAUUGGAGAAGUACCUGUAGUUGAGGAAAUUUUAAAUUUGGAGAAAUGUCUAAGUGAUGAAUAUUCUUGCAUAGAUCAGUGUUUCAAUAAAUAUAAAUUAGGAGAUUUAGUAGCUGCAUUUUCACUAGUGGACAAUACUUGGUACAGAGCUUGUAUUAAGAAAACAUUUAAAGAAAGUUAUCUGAUUUAUUAUGUAGAUUAUGGCAAAGAAGAAAUUGUAAAAACUGUUCAUCCUUUAAGGAAAAAAUAUUGUUCAUUUCCGUCACCUGCGAUUUGCUCAAAAAUAGGUAGUAUUUCUGACGAUUUGCAAAAACCUUUACGUGAUUUAAUUUUACCAGGCAACAUGAUGAAAGCUGAAGUGAGAGCGUGCAUAAGAGACAAGUAUUAUUUAGAUAUAAUGGAUUUUGAAGGUAAUGAAUUUAUUUGUCAAGUAAUUGCAUAUUCUUGGAAUUAUGGUCUAUUUGAAAUACCUGACCAUUUAAGUGAUUCAGCCCAAAGUGAAAACAUGCAACAAGAAAAUGUAUAUAUAAAUGAUGAAAGUUUAGAUGAGAACAGAUAUAAAGUUAUAAGUGAUACAAAUAGUGAAAAUUCUGCAAAAGAUGAAGAAAUUAGGAAUGAAAAUAAAUCUUUGUCUGAAAGUAUUAUUUCAGCUGAAAGAUAUGAAAACAGUUUGGUCCAAAAGAUACAUGAAAAUUUAACUGUUACUACAGUCAAUAAAGUAAAGAUUGAUAAUAUGCCCAGAGAAACUGUACCAUCUAUUGUGGAAAUGUUGCAUAAAGAAGACGAGAUUUGUCUUACUAUUAUUCAUGCAUCUCCAGAUAAAUUAGAAUUUCGAGCAAUUAAUUCUAAUCAAAAUAUAGUUCAGGCUCUGGUUGAAAUGAGAAAAUCUAUUGAAGAACUUACUAUUGACAAAAAUAUUAAACCUCAAUUUGGAGAUGUAAUUGCUGCACAGUCUGUAACUGAUGGAAAAUGGUAUCGUGCAUAUAUUUUAAAUGAACAAAAUGGCAAUUUCAGAGUUAGAUACAUUGAUUAUGGUAAUGAAGAAGAAAUUAUACUAUUUAAAAUUCUGCCUUUAAAUUUAUUAAAAGUUAUUUCACCUUUGGUAUAUUGUACAAUAGAAGAUUCUGCUGAAUAUAUUGAUAAAGAUAAGAUAAAGGAGAUGCUAGUCAUUUGUAAAUCUUUACUUGGCAAAGUAAAAUAUGUAGAUCCAAACAAAAUACAUAUUACUCUUUUAGAUGGAGAAAAUAAAUUUUUAUGUAAUGUUAUAGCAUUUCCUUGGCAUCAUGAUCUUGUGCCUUCACAAUUGACUUCAGUUAAUCAUUAUCAGAAAAGUAUUCAAUCAAUAGCAAAACCAGCAGAAGAUUUGACAGAUAUUAAAAUUUGUAGCAUGUAUGAAGAUAUGAAAAAAUUGCUGUUAUCUGAUAUUGAUAACUGCAAAGUUCAAAUUUGCUCAAUAGUAAAUUUAUGCAAGUUAUUUGUUCAACCAGUUCACCUUGAAAUGGAAAUUGCCAACUUACUAAGUGAAAUUUCUUAUUUUUGUGAAAAUAAUUCAAUUACAUCCUAUGUGCCUAAAAUUAAUGAAGUAGUAUGUGCAAUGUUCAAAGAUGAUGGUUUGUGGUAUAGAGGUCUGGUAGUAAGUUCUACAUCUUUAACAACUUUCCUUGUACAUUUUGUGGAUUUUGGAAAUGAUGAUGAAAUUGAAUGUAAAUAUUUGAGACCAAUUCCUGAACAGUUCUUUAAAAAUUUUACUUAUUGUGUAGAAGUGGCAAUUGAAGGCCUUCCAUCAAUAUUACCAACAUUUAAUGUUCAAUGUCGUCUUAAAAAAGAAAUAUGGACAUUGAAGGUAAUUGAUGCUGAAAACCAUAUUGUGAAAUUACUAAAUUCAGAAGGUAUUUCUUUAAAUGAAUUUUUGAAAAAUUAAUAUCAAGUGAAAAUGAAAAAAUUAAUGAUAAACUCAUUAGAAAUGAUGAUGAUAAAAAUGUAACUAAAAAUAUUCUUAUAAUGAUUGUAAAUAUGUACAAUUUCUAGUUGGUGAGAAGGAUGUAAUGGUUACUUGUAUUGUCCAUCCAGAGUGAUAUUUUGUCAACCUGCUGACUGUACUCAUAUUUCUGAAUCAGUGGAUUUCAAAUACUGCUAUAUCAGAAUAUUGUAUGGAUCAGAAACUUAAUUAUCAUCCUCAGUAUGGAGAAGUAUGUUUAAUCAGAUAUUCGAGAGACAGUUUAUGGUAGGGGCAAUUUCUCUCAAACUUCUCGAUGGUAAACUUUGUACAGGUAACCCCCGUAUAACACGGUAGUUACAUUCCAAAAAAUUGCUGUGUUAUGUGAAUCCGUGUUAUACGAAACAAAGAACUAAUACGAAAAGGAGGGUUAGGUUCCAAAAAUUA